AUGAGAGCUUAUUAUACUAGGAAAGUUACGGGCACCAUUUUAUCUACUAGUAGUAGCUUGCUAGCUCAGCAAUGCCAAUGCCGUUUCCAACUCUCUCUCCUCACUCUUCUUCUCACACCGGAUUAUCCAAUUCCAAUCACCAUUCUUGGCAAGCAGACCGAGCAGAAGAAAGAAACCAUGAAGAUAAUGGUGGCGAUAAAGCGGGUCGUCGACUACGCCGUCAAAAUCCGAGUCAAAUCCGAUAAGGCAAGGCCAAUCGAACACAAACCCAGUUCGUAUUUCAUUUCAAAAUCAUGUCUUUCUAAUCGAACAGUUUCAUUUCGUUUUGUUUCACAGAGCGGCGUGGAGACCCAGAACGUGAAGAUGUCGAUGAACCCAUUCUGCGAGAUUGCUUUGGAAGAGGCCCUUCGGAUCAAAGAGGCGGGCAUGGCCUCGGAGGUCGUGGCAGUCACCAUGGGUCUAAAGCAGUGCGUCGAUACGCUCAGGACAGGCCUUGCUAUGGGAGCUGAUAGGGGCAUUCAUGUGGAGACUGGUGGUCCUCUGUACCCUUUGUCUGUUGCUAAGCUUUUGAGAGCUCUCGUGGAGGUUGAGAAGCCUGGCCUUCUCAUUCUUGGCAAGCAGGCUAUUGACGAUGAUUGCAAUCAAACGGGGCAAAUGGUGGCAGGGCUGCUGAACUGGCCUCAAGGGACCUUUGCUUCAAAGGUUGUGCUGGAUAAGGAGAAGCAAGUAGUGACAGUGGACAGAGAGGUAGAUGGUGGUCUCGAGACUUUGUGUCUAGAUUUGCCAGCAGUGAUAACCACUGAUUUGAGGCUGAACCAACCAAGGUAUGCAACUCUCCCCAACAUAAUGAAAGCGAAAUCAAAGGCCAUAAAGAAAUUUUCUCCAGAGGAUCUGAAUGUGGAAAUCAAAUCCGAUAUAGAGGAAGUUCAAGUCACCGAACCUCCCAAAAGAAAGGCAGGGGUCAUCCUUUCUUCUGUGGAUGAGUUGAUUGACAAGCUUAAGAACGAAGCCCGUGUGAUUUAA
Messenger RNA from Prunus armeniaca (apricot), 1023 nucleotides. The record is from the annotation of a GenBank genome assembly. Lineage: Eukaryota; Viridiplantae; Streptophyta; Magnoliopsida; Rosales; Rosaceae.